This is a messenger RNA of Dunckerocampus dactyliophorus (ringed pipefish), 2166 nucleotides long. RefSeq names its product phosphoribosyl pyrophosphate synthetase 1B (gene prps1b). The record is from RefSeq and is a predicted model, not a curated record. The coding region runs from base 202 to 1164 and encodes 320 amino acids. NCBI's taxonomy places the organism in Eukaryota, Metazoa, Chordata, Actinopteri, Syngnathiformes, Syngnathidae. Gene Ontology annotation, molecular function: magnesium ion binding; ribose phosphate diphosphokinase activity; ATP binding. Gene Ontology annotation, cellular component: ribose phosphate diphosphokinase complex; cytoplasm. The transcript is spliced from 7 exons. Gene Ontology annotation, biological process: 5-phosphoribose 1-diphosphate biosynthetic process; ribonucleoside monophosphate biosynthetic process; purine nucleotide biosynthetic process.
AAGUGAAAGCGUGCGCGGCGCACGGAGAGGAAGAAGAGUCGCAUGCGUGAUGUGUGGUUGUAGAGGUGGCUAGGUCGUGAGUGUCGGUCUUGGGUAAGAGUAGCCAGACAACUGUUCGGUUGCCGUCUUGGACUUUUUGACUGUUAAAGCGGGUGAGCAAAACAAAGCUAACGACGUCUCAACGCCCUGGACAGCAGCAAAAUGCCGAAUAUCAAAAUAUUCAGUGGUAGCUCGCACCCAGACCUGUCUCAAAAGAUAGCGGACCGCCUCGGUCUGGAGUUGGGGAAGGUUGUAACCAAGAAAUUUAGCAACCAAGAAACAUGCGUGGAGAUAGGAGAGAGUGUACGUGGAGAGGAUGUCUAUAUCGUCCAAAGUGGCUGUGGGGAGAUAAAUGAUAAUUUGAUGGAGCUCCUCAUCAUGAUCAACGCCUGCAAAAUAGCCUCUGCCUCCAGAGUUACAGCUGUCAUCCCUUGCUUUCCAUAUGCCCGCCAGGACAAGAAGGACAAGGUGGGGAGCCGUGCUCCAAUCUCUGCCAAACUGGUGGCCAACAUGUUGUCCGUAUCAGGUGCAGACCACAUCAUCACUAUGGACUUACACGCCUCACAGAUACAGGGAUUCUUUGACAUCCCCGUCGAUAACUUGUAUGCAGAGCCCGCCGUGUUAAAAUGGAUCAAAGAGAACAUUCCCGAGUGGAAGAACUGUAUCAUCGUCUCACCCGAUGCUGGAGGAGCAAAGAGGGUCACCUCCAUCGCUGACAGGCUAAAUGUGGACUUUGCCCUUAUUCACAAGGAACGGAAAAAGGCAAAUGAGGUUGACCGCAUGGUUCUUGUCGGAGACGUGACAGGUCGGGUCGCCAUCCUCGUAGAUGACAUGGCGGACACAUGCGGGACAAUCUGCCACGCUGCCGACAAGUUGAUUUCUGCUGGUGCUACCAAAGUCUACGCCAUCCUGACCCAUGGAAUCUUCUCUGGACCCGCCAUCUCGCGCAUCAACAAUGCCUGCUUUGAAGCAGUUGUGGUUACAAAUACAAUUCCCCAGGAAGAGAAAAUGAGGCAUUGUACCAAAAUACAAGUUAUCGACAUCUCCAUGAUCCUUGCAGAGGCCAUCCGUAGAACUCACAACGGGGAGUCUGUAUCAUACCUCUUCAGCCAUGUCCCAUUGUAACAGCGUCCACCGUCAGGCCAAAAAAUAAAUGGAGAGGGACACACUCAAACACACAACCAUUAGAGAAGUUCUCCUGCUAACUCACCGUGCUGUGGGAUGAAAUAUCAUGUCUGUUACCUGCGCCCCGCUCACUUUGUACAUUGUCUCUCACGACUGGGGCACCAAAUGAGCUGCCCGUUGAGACAAGUGUAUUUAUUGUUCUUGGAUUAAGUGUCCACUGUGCACUUUGUCUGCUUCUCAUAACCUCUAGGUACUGAUGACGAGAUGCCUCUCCUGACCGUGUCACCUCAGCGUGUCAUCCCAGAGCUCAGGAAGGACAAUUACGUGGUGUAUAAAGCUGUUACAAAGAGGGAGUUUUCAUGUUACUCUUGUAUAUCUUCUGCUAUCCAUCUGAAUGUGUAAUCAUUAGUUUAUUGUCCCACCACAGCUCCACUCAACACAGAAUGCCUCAACAGUUUGAACUUGCUCCUAAUUUUAUUUGUAGGGCGUUUCAUGUAUAAAUAACAUGCUUUAUCACACAAUAGACAGCAUGUGACCUUUUCAAUUGUUGAGGUACCCAAUAUUGAGUGGAGUUGUAUUUUGAAUGUUUUAUGAGAUUUUUUUUUUUUUUUUUUUUUAAAGCCUGGGGUCUCUGCAGGUUUGCUUCAGAAAUGAUACAAGCACUCCUGCUCCCCACCCCUCUUCAUUUUUGGGAUUAUGUGUCGUCUUAAUGCCAAACUAUACUGUUUACUUUUUGAGUAGGCACCCUUUAUCUUGGUACGUGUUUUUAAUAAAACCGAUUGGUAUCCUAAACAUGUAGAUUUCUUUAUUUAUGCUGCACAGAUGUGCCAAACUGACUUAAGACUAAUACAGAAUGAAUGUCCACAGGUUUAUGUAGUAGGAUUGAAGACUUCUGGGUUUUGUUUAGUUUUUUUCAAAUUUUUGAUGUGGUGUGGAGGAGGACACAGUCCCAAUUUAUUUUUACCUCUUGUUUAGUUAUAUUUUAAAGAAAAACGGCAAGGA